Messenger RNA from Oryzias melastigma (Indian medaka), 2692 nucleotides. It is a transcript of the gene fgf20b, whose product is annotated as fibroblast growth factor 20b. The transcript has 3 exons. The record is from RefSeq and is a predicted model, not a curated record. NCBI's taxonomy places the organism in Eukaryota, Metazoa, Chordata, Actinopteri, Beloniformes, Adrianichthyidae. Gene Ontology annotation, cellular component: cytoplasm. Gene Ontology annotation, molecular function: growth factor activity; fibroblast growth factor receptor binding. The coding region runs from base 518 to 1156 and encodes 212 amino acids. Gene Ontology annotation, biological process: animal organ morphogenesis; positive regulation of protein phosphorylation; positive regulation of gene expression.
GUGCUCCAAAUCUGCCCCCGACGUGUCUAGUAGUAUAUUCUAUGCCCCAGGAGAAGAAAAAAAAUCCCUGCCAGGGCACGUCUCGACUGUGACAGCCCCGCCCAUCAGUAGUCCUGUGGUUUUGCACCUGCCUCACCACCCCUGCCACUUUGAGCUCAGCCCUCCAGGAGCGCCUUCACCUGGCUGCGCCGCAGUGUUCACUCAGCUCUUCAACAAACUCAAUCCGCAUCUCCUGCGUGGCUCCAAAUCACGCAUCCCCCGCCUGCGUGGACAGGUAUGCGCGGAACACUUCCAGCUGAUGAGGACGGUGAGCGCGCACAGGUCGCUAGAGCCAGCGGAGGUGGAGAAAUCUGUGCGUCCUUUGGCUCCGGGGACAUGUGCUAAGUAACCGAGGAGGCGGAGGAGGAGGUGGUGGGGGUGCAUCAACAUGCACUAAAGGGAGAAAUCUGACAAGCAGGUACAAGAGCGCUCCGACCGGACCUUCUUUCUGAACUUUACACGCCCCAGCUUUGGCGCCAUGGCCGCGGCUCCCGCCGCAACUCUGGGGGAAGUUGGAGGCGUCCUGCAUGGCAUCUACGGCGUCGCGCAGGUCGGGUCCCACUUCUUCCUGACUCCUCCGGGGGACAGCCCGACCCUCCUGGGGGAGCACCUUCUACCUGGGGACAAGCUGUACCAGAGCAACCAGGCGGAUUUAACGCACCUGAAAGGCACUCUCAGGAGGAGGCAGCUCUACUGCAGAACUGGGUUUCAUCUGCAAAUACUUCCGGAUGGAACCGUGCAUGGGACGAGGAGGGACCACAACCGCUUUGGUAUUUUGGAAUUCAUAAGUGUUGCUGCAGGAUUGAUAAGCAUUAGAGGCGUGGAUAGUGGGCUUUACCUGGGGAUGAACGACAAAGGAGAGUUGUAUGGCUCUGAAAGGCUCACAGCUGAAUGUGUCUUCAAGGAGACGUUUGAGGAGAACUGGUACAACACCUAUGCUUCCAACCUCUACAAACACAGAGACAAAGAACCUUAUUUUGUGGGAUUAAAUAAAGACGGGACACCAAGGAAUGGGACUAAAUCUAAGCGGCACCAGAAAUUCACGCACUUCUUGCCCAGGUUUGUGGACCCUGAUCGCGUGCCAGAGCUGUACAGGGAUAUCCUGGGACACAGCUGAGACAGGGAGACCUGCUGGUUCAGAUCAGGAAAAGCUGCCUAAAGCCCUGGCAGGCGAGGAGGAGAAGAGAGGGGACGCAGGCGGGCGAUGAGGCCGACGCAGGCUGGUGGACAGCAGGCCAACCGGCAGGGAUAAAGGCACCGGGGCCUCUUGUAGGAAUGCAUGGGGCCAUCUCUCGGCAGCCACGAAGACAGGCUAGAUUGUCUUUGCAUGAGGGGCUCGUUUGUUUCCGAGGCCGGACUCAAAGUGACUGUGUGGAAAUGGAGACAAAUGGGAAACAGAGCUGAGGGGCUGCGGAGCAUCUCCUCUGUUGUCUGCUGAACUGAGACGUCAGCUGGCAUGGAGCUGUGGGAACCUGUAAUAUUCCCACAACGUUCCCAAGGUGCUCCGUCAGGGAGCCAUCGUGUGUUCAGAAGGACUUUGAAGGAAUUUUCUUGUUUUUUCCUUUUACCUGUAUGGAGACCCGUUUGAAAAGUAUAGACGUUUAUUUAUUCAUUUCAAAUACAUGUAUUUAUGCUAUAUAUUUAUUUAUUUGAGAAUAUAUUUUUACAUGUAGAACCCUGAAAUAUAGAAACACCACUAGAAACUGUAUCCACUAUAUAAAAACUGUACUUUUUUAUACUGGAAAAAAGCCUAAAAAAAUCAAAUGCCAGAAAAAGACUAAAACCUCAACUUUUGACUUUAAAAAAUUUUAAGAUUAGGCAACUGAUACAUCUUUUUAAAAAAUGGCAACAAAACCUUUGUUUGGAAAAAAGAAACCCACUUUUAAAGUUUAAACAUAUAAACUGGCUUGCAAAAAUCAGUGUUGUCUUUCUUCGUGGACGAAUCUCCCGCGUAAAAACUUCAAAGCUGCCCCCUGAACGCCAAGAGCAACGAGACCAUCAGGGCCAAAUAAAAUCUGACCUUUCGCUGAGGCCCUGUAGCUUAUAUAAAAGUGGAGGUCAGAGCGAUAAGGACUGAGUCACCCCUGCAGACGAUUUACGGGUCAUUGUUUGUCCUCUUGGACCACCAAAGAGAAGACAGCAUCCUUGUUUGCUGUCAAAUAUGAAAAAAAGUGUUUUAUUGGAUGUGAAUUUGUGAAUUUGGAUGCCACGCUCAUGUCUGUGCACAGUUUCCUUCACGGUUGGGAGCAGAUCUUUGUUGAAGCAUGAAAGCGCAGUCUGUGAUCUGAGCGUCAGCAUGUGUGUGUGUGAGGGGGAGAGUCAGUGGGGGUGCUUCGAUAUGGAUAAUCAACCCUGCUGCCAACUCUCUCCUGUCUGCGCUGCAGCGCAGUGGGACUUUCCCACCUGCACACCUUGAACAUCAACACGCUCCUGCUGUCGAUUAAUGACAGCAUCCUGAAGUGUAUUAUAACCUGCGCACACGUGGACAUCCCCCGUCCGUCCAGUAAACAGACUCAUUAUGGCAUGAAAGACUUGGUUUUCUUGUAUCUUUGAAGGGGGGGGAUGUUGCUGCUUGUCUUACAGAAGAAGCAGAAGUUCAGCUGGAAAAGUUGCACCAAAUCGCCCCUUUCUUCUUCCCCUGACUUCUUCUUUU